AUGUUCGACAAGGAGCAGUAUCGAGAGCGCGCCUACUUCAGCCAAGAGAUGAAGGUCUCAAAGUACGAGCUUUACCGGGAGGACAUUCGUGACAUGACGGAUCUCACUGUGUCCAAGAUGGACGUUUACAUGGUGAUCAACGUCCUGCAAUUACUGUUCUGUGUGAUGCUUUUCACAGAAGGAAUGCCCAAGCCGGGGAAGACUCCUUUGUGGCUUCACUGGAUUUUGGCGGCAAGUAGUGCCUCCGGCGUGCUCUACUUUGUGCUGAGCCGCUGGGAAUGCAUCAUAGCCCAACAACCACUCCUACCAACAGUGCAUAGCAUGGAAAACCAGUAG
Symbiodinium pilosum is the source of this 336-nucleotide messenger RNA. The record is from the annotation of a GenBank genome assembly. NCBI's taxonomy places the organism in Eukaryota, Dinophyceae, Suessiales, Symbiodiniaceae.